Molecule: messenger RNA, 767 nt
Organism: Camellia sinensis
Lineage: Eukaryota; Viridiplantae; Streptophyta; Magnoliopsida; Ericales; Theaceae
Product: brassinosteroid-responsive RING protein 1
Biological process (GO): protein ubiquitination
Molecular function (GO): ubiquitin protein ligase activity
Source: RefSeq, a predicted model, not a curated record
GUUUGUUUGUUCAUAUCUCUCUCUAACCUUGCAGAGAGAAUGAGAAGCUUUUUUUUUUGAGCUGGAAUCAGAAGCCUGCCUCUCUCUCUCUCUCUCUCUCAAAGUUCUCUCGAUACCUUUCCAUGGGGUUCCCGGUGGGUUACGCAGAAGUCUUCCUUCCGAAGCUCUUCCUCCACACUCUCACUCUCCUGGGUUUCAUCAGAAACCUCAUUUUCUCUCUCUUCCGCUUACUGGGUCUCUCCGAUUUUCUCGAAACAGACCUCUCUUCCUACGAAAACCCAACUCGAAUACCCGACAACCCGCCCGCAUCAGCCUUCCUGAUCCGAGAACUCCUCCCGGUGGUUGUGAAGUUCGAGGACGUCGUCGCCGGCGGCGGAGAGAGGUGCGCAGUCUGUCUCUACGAAUUCGAGGUGGGAGAGGAGAUUCGGUGUUUGACGAACUGUAAGCAUAUUUUCCACCGGGGAUGUGUGGACCGUUGGAUGGAUUGUGAUCAGAACACGUGUCCGCUAUGUAGGACACCGUUUGUGCCACAUGAUAUGAAAGAUGAGUUUAAUAAACGGCUCUGGGCUGCCUCUGAUGAUACUGAUUUUUAUACCGACUACACUUCUUCGAUUUCGGGCUUGUCAUCUGUUGAAAAUUGACACAUAAUUUAUAGAGUUGUAUAUAAAAACAUUGAAAGAUAGAUCCAGAAUUUUAUUUUAUUUUAAUGUUUUGAUUCUUAUAUAAAGUGUAAUUUUUUUUUAAUAAAGAAAGUGUAUAAUUUUUCA